AUAACAUGGAGGAAGAGGAGGAGCUGCAGUCUUGAAUUCCCUGGCUGUGCUGUCAAGAAGAGAGGAGAUGGUGAUUUUUAAUGUGACACCCGUGCAACUUCUGGAGUUAUGGCACUCCCUUGAGUGAGCUCUCCUGGUCUUCCUCUCUGGUGGUGGUGGCCGUUUCCUUCUCAGGACUCUUCACCUUCAUCUUCCUCAUGUUGGCCUGUCUGUGCUGCAAGAAAGGGGGCAUUGGCUUCAAGAGCUGGAGAAGCGAAUCCCGGGAGAAGAGGCUGAGGAUGGUUUUGAGGUGUCUGCCCUGCACGGGGGCCAGCACAGUGCCCAAAACAGCCUGUAAUGUAGAACUGGGGAACCCUGGGCAGCCCUCCCCCUGCCCCCUGACCAAGGAAUUCAGUAAUGCUGACGGGGAGGAAUAUCCUAGUGAAUUCUCAGCUCAAGGCUCACCAGCCACGCAGAAUGGCCCUGAAGUUUAUAUUCUGCCUCUCACCGAAGUAUCUUUGCCAAUGUCUAGGCAACCUGGGCGCUCAGUGCAGUUGCUCAAGUCCACUGACCUGGGACGUCACAGCCUGCUAUACCUCAAAGAAAUUGGCCAUGGAUGGUUUGGCAAGGUGUUCCUUGGUGAGGUAAAUGCAGGGUUGAGCAGUACUCAGGUGGUGGUGAAGGAGCUUAAGGCCAGUGCCAGCGUGCAGGAUCAAAUGCAGUUCUUGGAAGAGGCACAACCUUACAGGGCACUCCAGCAUACCAAUCUCCUGCAGUGCUUGGCUCAGUGUGCGGAGGUGACCCCCUAUCUGCUGGUGAUGGAAUUUUGCCCAUUGGGUGACCUGAAGGGCUACCUACGAAGCUGCCAUGCUGCAGAGGCUCUGGCACCAGAUCCCUUGACAUUGCAACGCAUGGCCUGCGAGGUUUCCUGUGGCCUGCUGCAUCUUCAUCGCAACAACUACGUCCAUAGUGACUUGGCCUUGCGGAACUGCUUACUCACAGCUGACCUUACUGUCAAAAUUGGCGACUAUGGCCUUUCUCACUGCAAAUACAAAGAUGACUACUUUGUGACCGCCGACCAACUAUGGGUUCCACUACGCUGGGUAGCUCCUGAAUUGAUUGACGAAGUCCAUGGCAACCUGCUGAUCGUAGACCAGACUAAGACUAGCAACAUCUGGUCUUUGGGUGUGACUAUCUGGGAGCUGUUUGAGCUGGGUGGCCAGCCCUACUGUCAUUAUUCCGAUCGGCAAGUCCUCACUUACGCUAUCAAAGAGCAGCAGCUUAAACUUUCCAAACCACAGCUUCCACUCUCGCUAUCUGAUCGCUGGUAUGAGGUUAUGCAGUUUUGCUGGCUUCAGCCAGAGCAGCGCCCCACCGCAGAGGAGGUACACCUUUUGCUCUCUUACCUCUGCGCCAAGGGGGCUUCCGAAGCAGAGGAGGACUUCGAGAAGCGCUGGAAUUCCAUGAAACCCGGAGGCACUGGCGGUGCAGGCUCUGGCUCUAACCACAUGGGCUUGGAGCUUUCCUCCUUCCCUCUUCUGGAGCACUUCUCCAACGACGGUGACGAUGUUCUCACUGUGAUGGAGACAAGCCAUGGCCUCAACUUUGAAUACAAAUGGGACCAAGGGAAAGCUGAACAUCUCCCAGCCUCUGCCAUGAGCCCUGGUGGGGCUGCACGCUACCAUGAGCUCUACUAUUCGGCGAGCAGCAGCAGUGGAGGUGGGCACCUCAGCCUGGGGGUGUCCCCCUCUUGCUAUGAAUGUAAAAUGCAGGGGUGCCCUGGUUUGCACACACCAGGGGUGGUCCCCGUGCUGAGUGCCCAUAGCCCCUCUCUGAACAGUGAGUACUAUAUUCGCAUUGAAGAGGUGGCAUCUGAAGGCAGUGGGAAUGACCUUGAUUACACCGUGUGUUCCUACAGCCCUGAGUUUAGCCAUUCUUCACGCUGGCAAACCAAGGAGGACCACUAUGAAUCCAACAAUAGUCCCACCAUCUCCCUCACCAUGGAACCCCUCCUGGGCCAAUCAGCACACCCUGAAAGCCACUGGGAACCCUCUGAUUAUUACUCCUAUGGAGAACAAGACAGUAAAGAGGCCCCAUACUAUGAGGACUCCCUGAAGGACAGUGCUGAGGAAUACCUGCUCAAGGAUCCCAGUGCUUCUGAGUGGCCUGGUCUAGUUUUGCAGAAAAGCAUUUUUGCUGAUCCACUUGGUGUGUCACCAUCAGAGAAUUACACCUGCAAGGAGGCUCCAUCCGACUCAGUCAUUCUGGAAGUGGCAGAGGAGGAGCGCUUGAGUGGUAGUCCUAGGAGCGAAAGAAAUGAAAGCUCCGAAUCCCCCUCUUCAGGCAAGCCUUGGACAUCCAAUACUUCAGCCCAAAAUGGUAACGAUCACCUACUGCCAUCGUGUGAACCCCUUGCCAAAGAUAGCUGGUGCUACCGGCAUAUGAUCACCUUCCAGGGGCUAAUGGCACAGCCACUGGACACAGUGCCACGGGAUGAGCCAACAUUAGGGAUCAAAGAUCUGCGAACAGCUCUGCUAGGUGGGGAACACAUGACAUCAUCAUCUCACAUAGGCUCCCCAUGUCCAGAUAGCGAUUUGCCUGCAGAGGAAAACGUUUCCGUUGAAAGUGCUACAUUGCCUGACAUGGAAAGCUCUAUAGAUCCCUUGAUAGACAGCAGAGUGGAGAGCCCACAAGCCAUCCCUCUACCAUCAGGGGAAGACGUUUUGAUGGGUCUGUCAUCAGCACCAUCGCUGUUACCUUCCAAGGAAGAAGCUGCCAGCAGCAUGGAGGCUAUAGAUCCAACUUUGCUGGAUGAAUCAAUAGCUGAGGUGUCAAACAUAGAAGAAGACCCUAUGGAAGAGACCUCCACUGGAUGCUCACCUAAGUUGCCACAGGAGAUCAAUAUAGAAAGUGGCAAGGACACCAGAAGCGAACAAGAUAGAACACCAGACAAGACUGUUUCCAGUACCAGUUUCCCUGACUUGGACGAGGCCAGUGAUGAGGACUCCACUGAUCUUACAUCUGGAGUUUUUAUUGACUUCCCAAUUGACUGUCUUGAGCAGCAAGAUGUAAUCCCUGCUUUCAAAACCUUACAGAAACAAGUAGAGACCCCAGAUUCACUAGAUUCAUUGGAUAUCCCCUCUACCACCAGCUCCUGUGACACGUUCAGUCCCAUAGCUUAUAUAUCCUCGAGCCAGCCUAAGGCUCUGGAUAGUGGCUAUGAUACAGAGAACUACGAGUCGCCUGAAUUUGUCCUCAGGGAACCUCACGAGUCACGGGAAUCUGAAGGUUCUGAGAAGCUGGGAACAUCUGAAGAUGAUAAGGACGAUCAAGUCAAAGAGCAGAGUCUUUCUGAUUCUUUUACUGCUGAGCUACAGGCCUUGAAUGAGAAGAAUCCUUACCGUGACUCCGCGUAUUUCUCUGACUAUGAUACUGAAGGUGGCACUCGGGAGGAUGGCGAAGAGGACAGUGAUGCUUCUGAGGAACAUGAACUGGGAGUCUCCCAGUCACACACCGAAGAACUGAAGGGAAACUCUGAACCAAUUGGCAGGACAGGUGAACCUCUGCCAGCUGGUCCUGAGCCCAUUUGUCCACAUGAAGACUGUGUGGGUUGCCUCUCUCCAGGUGCAGAGGACCAGGACACGGGGAAAGACAGAGAUAUUAACCCGUCACAGGAACUGUUGAUGAAUGAAGCAGCUCUUGAUAAAUUGGAUUCAAACUUAUUUCAGGAUAAGAACAAUGGGAUCGUUGUGCAAUCCCAGACACCAGCCCCCCUCACCAGAUCUUUCGUCUUGUCUCCUGUGGUCACCAAUCUAGAGGAACCCACCAUAGGUGGUGAAGAAAAUGAGGUAAAGGAUACAGGACAGGAAAAUGUGGCAAAGAACGCUGAGCAACCUGAGGAAAGACAGGCAAUUGGCCAUCCCAAAGGACUUCAGAGCAACCCUGGUCUCUCACUCAAACUGUCAGUAGUGCCAUCCCAGCUCUUAUGUAGCCCUGCUGAUCUUGAAGAGGAAGAAGAUGACACUGAGGACAGUGAUGAGUCAGAUGAGGAGCUGCGGUGCUACAACAUUCAGGACCAGAGUGAGGAAAGUGAGGAGGAAUCGCCUGCUGUGCCCAUUGUAGUGGCUGAGAGCCACAGUGCCCGUAACCUGCGCAGUCUGCUUAAGAUGCCCAGCCUAGUGGUGGAGACCUUUUGUGAUGACCUGGAGCGCAAGAAGAAAGCUGUUUCCUUCACUGAAGAUGUUACUGUCUACCUCUUUGACCAGGAAAGUCCCACAAAGGAGCUUGCAGAGCAGCCUUUCCCAGGAGUGACAGAAGCUUCACCAACGCCACCUGGGCAGGUGGAGAGCAAAGGUCCUCCAGGCUUAGCAGAUGAGAUAAAGGCACCCAACAGCACCUCAGAAGGGAGCUCCUCUGAAGAGAAUAAAAGUGGUGGCUUUGGAUGGGAUGAUGACUUUUCCCUCAUACCUGUGAAAUCACCUGUCCUGCCCGCAUUGACCUCAGAGGCACCUGAGGACAGUCUCCCCAGACUGUCCCCCACGCUAGUAGCUGCUCAGAAGCAAGUGCUGCCCAUCCAGUUUUCACGCUUCACAGUCUCACCUGCUGCAGUAUCACGGUUCUCCAUCACACACGUCACUGAUUCAAAUGUUGAGCCUGUAGGAGGCAACAGUGAAAAUGGCAACAGAGAGUGAACUUGGCUAUCUCUCCCUUUUGGACUUCCUACUUUGCCCCCACGGCACAGUUUCUGCACCAGGGGACAUGAGCAUGGAUGAGGCCCAGGAGCUGGCUGGAGCAGAACUCUGCAGGGCCUCAUCCAGAUAUUAUUGGACAGAUUUUGACUGCCGCUGGGCUGGAGCCACCUUACCAUGAGGUGGUUUGCGAUGGUUGUGCAAACAUGAGAGAGAGUGUGCGUGUGUGUGCGCGCGUGUGUGUGUGUGUGCAUGCGUGCGCACACACCCAGGAAAGCGUUUGUGUACAAAUAGACACAUAUAGACAUAUAGAACCUAUAGCAUUUAAAGGGUAGAUCUGUGACCUUGCUAACAUCGCCACAUAAGCCAUUGUAAUAUUCCUAGCUCAUGCCUCUUGAUGUUCUGACCCACACUGGCUUCCCCAGUUGGGGCACUGCCCUGAGACAUCCUCCCUCUGCCUGUUCUGUGAGCUUAUCGUGUCUUCUUUCCACACCCCAUAGGGGAUUUUGAGAGAGAGAGAGCACGUAGCCUUGCGCCUUGUGCCAUUCCAACAUGCUUCAGGUGGAUCCUCAAGCAAUGGUACUUGUGUCUUGCCACAGGGGGCAAGCUCUCCUUGUCCUUCCUUCAGUGUGCUGUGUCCAAAUAUCAGGUGGAGUUGACGGUCCAGAGGACGCAAUCAAUUACCAGAAGAGCCAGAGACAAGUGUAGGCCAAACACCUGAAAACAGGUAGGGGAGCCAGCUGAAGUGAAGGUCACAUUUAAAGUCUUGAGCAGCGAAGACUCCUGGUCUCGGCAGCCAUUUCCCCCCCUUUUGCUUAUGUUCUUCACUGACCCUGGGUUGCUGUCGCUCAGCUGCAUCAUGGUUGCGGAACUCAAAAUUGUCCCCACCCGCCUCCUUUUGAGAAUCACGGUCUGGUCCCAGGUAUUCAGUCCUACAGAAGACUUUGCCUUCUGUCAUGGGCAGGAUCAAUAUGAGCAGCCUGGAAGGGGUGUCUGGAUGGCCUUCAGCACUUCCCAUUUCUCCUCCUUAGCCUUGAGCGAGCAGCCUGAAUCCCAGGAGGUGAAAUGGGGAGUACAGCAACUAAAAAACACCAAACUUAUUUCAAUGUUUUGAUAAAUGUGGUGCUGAGACCUACCAUCCGUUCUCUACUACAGCAUUAUUUGGGGAGUGCCUCCUAGAGAGCCACGAUGUGACUUGCUGGGAAUGUGAGAGGAAUACCAAGUCUUAGGGAUGGGGUUUUUUUUUUAUAAACUUCGUCACCCUUCAGCUGUAGGAAGAAAUGCCCAGCCAGACGCAUAGCAAAAGCAGAUCAAACUGCCACUGAGACUAUUUUUGUACAAAGUUUACCCACCUGCCCUAAUAGAGUGGCAGAUUUAAGUUAUUGUUGCCAAAGAGAUGUAAAGAGUUAACUUUUAUCAAGGCAUCUUGGGUGAGGGUGGGGGGACAGCUGGGGGAAGAAGGAAAAUAAUAGCUUUGGGAUGAUUUUGUUUGUUAGAUUUUGAUUAGUUCAAGAUUUAGGAUAAUUGUGCAAUGUGGACGGUGGGGUAAAAUGGAAAUGAGUCAGAGGCAUCUUGCACUUAGGAGUUGUGGCUUGUGGGGACUAUAGACCAGUCACUGAUGUUGGAAAUUGGGUGGUAAACAGACAAGAGCAAAAGGCAGCUGGUAGCUACUGGGCCAUUUCCUCACAGAAUCAGGGGAAACACCUAGAAAGAGACCCUACAGAGCGGCAGAAUGUCUGUGCGUUGUGCUUCAUUGUGCUUCCAGUUUGGAGUAUGUCGUGACUAAAGGUGGCAAGCUUGGCACUGGUACUGAUGCCCGGUUCUGGUUCAUGAGCACAGCUUUCAUUUUCAUAGUAUACACAGCCAUAGCCGUGCAUGAGGCAAUGAUUCAUCAUCCCUCCAUUAGGCAGCGUUUAGGUGAUAGUGACAGCCAGAUUUUAUUUUUUGGCUUACUUUCUCCUGCUACUCACAUCAGUUCCAGCCAGCUGGAGAAGUGUUUCAAAAGGUGCAUUCUAAGUAUAGAUUAGGUGGAGCAAGACAUCUUUAGAGUGCUGCAUACUUUUAGCCGGUUAUGUUCUCUUCCUCCAGAGUCAGAAUUCUUUCUAUGUCUGACAUUUCUUGCUAAGACCCUUCUGGGAGUUCUGCUUUCUUUGUUCAAAGAGAUAUUGGGUGUGAAAGGUUACCAGGAUCUGUUCAUAGCCUUCUUGGGUGGUGGAGACUUAUAUGCCUUUUACUCCACUCCUACUGAAGCCCACCAUGAGCAACACAGAUGCCCAUGUCUCAUUUCACCUGAUGCUGGUUGAUGAACCCAAAUGAAUAAUACUUGUCCUUCCUUGGACUACCAUAUACUUCCCUAGCACGAUCAGAACACAACAGCCUGCUUGUUGGUUUAGGGCAGGGGUCUCCAACCUUGGCAAUUGGAAGACUUGUGGACUUCAACUCCCAGAAUUGGGAAUUCUGGGAGCUCAAAUCCACAACGCUACAAGUUGCCAAGGUUGGAGAGCCCUGGUUUAGGGCACUCUUAUUUGCUUUUUUUGGAGAGCUCCUGAACCAGAGGAGACCUUGAGAAAACGAGUGCCAGGCUCCAGUAUGGAGCUGGAUUUAGAGACAGGAUUCCUGUUUCUUGUUCCCACCCACCCUCUUUUUGUUGUUGUGGUUUAAUUUUCCUGCCAACUUGAGAAGGAGGCAACACUGGAGCCAUGAGAACCUACACCAGCAGCUAUUGAACCCAGAAGUCAAGGAGAGCUGAAGGAAACCUUUGUAUACUUUGCUGUCUGCAUUUUGCCCAUUAACAUCAAAAGAGAGAUACGAUGAACUGUGCACCUUCCAAAAUUUCAAUCCAAGUAAAUCCUUCUGUCCAAUGGAAUGUGUGCAAACUAUAGAUGUUUUCUAGAGAAGGCGUCAUUUAUUGGCCUCUAUGGCUGAAUGCACUUUCAAAAUAUUUCACUGUCACAAAUCAAUUUGAGAGCAGUUGGGAUGUAUGCCAUAACCAAUGUAUGCCAGCUUUAGUGGAAUUCUCCCUUUCCCCCCUCAUUGGGUGCCAAGCACAUCAGCAUCGUCCGGAAAGGGAAUCUGGUGGUCUACAUGUCCCAUCCACUCUCCAUCCUCUGCAAACCAACAUGGUGGUUACAUAAUUCUCUUGAGCAUUCGAAGACUGGAGCUUGGAUUAUUUAGGACAGGCUGGAUGAGGAACAGACAGGUUCUUGGCCCCUUGAUAAUGAAAUUGACUAAUGAAUAAAAAUGUAUUGGAGCCCAACGUAAUUCUUCAAACAUAUAGCUCACUAACAACCACUUUUAUGGGGUGGUGGUGGAGGUAAAUAUCUUCGUCAGAAAUAAUGUAGCCAUUGAAAUUCCUAACUAGACAAAGAUUAAAUAAGGAAUGAAAUUCUUGAUUUUCUGCAAUAUACCUAGAGUUCUAUUUCCUUCCCCAAGCUAGUUUAGAAGAAUCCACAGGUGUUUUGGAAUACCAGGCUUGUAAUAAAUCCCAAACUGCAUCUAAAAGAUCACUAUUAUCAUCCUUAUCUGAGCAGCUUUUAUAUUGCCCUCUAUAGAACUGCAACUUGUUAAAAAUGCAGCCAGCUGCAUUUUCCAAUGGGAUGAAGUCCCUUUCCCAAGCUCCCACAAGUAAAAAAGGGAGAUAUUGUUAUAAUUGAUUUCUUCCUUUCUUUGCAUUCUCAGAUCUGUUUUUAGAACCUGGAAUAAGAAGAGUUGAGGACUUAAUAGGCAGGGGCAUAAAGGCUGGAGCCACCCAUGGGAGGAAUCUUUGCUUGCUCAUUUUAUACAGAGCAUCUCUAUGAUGCUGUCACAGCCCACUCACCUCGGCUUUUUUUUUUCCCGUUUCUUCCAUUGCUGUUUGAAUUUUAUAAACAUCACAAGUGUAAGUGAACUUCAACUUUUUAAUGGCUUUGACAUGUGCUCUCUGCUGCACUAAUCUGUUAGGCACCAUGCUAUUCACUCUCAUAGAUGGGUAGAUGAAAAAUUGCACUAAAAUGCACUUUCCCUGAAAACGAAUAAACAUUUUAGCAAUAACUUGAAAUAAAAAGCACUUUACCCCCAACUUUUAAAAAGACUAAAGGGGGAGGCUGCAUUUUUGUUCUCCUAUCCAUAUAGCUUUCUGUCUAUGUCCUUCCUUGUGUAUGUGAAAUAUUGUAGAAUGUGCAUAGGCUGAUUAAGUAGGAUACCAGUCAAAGGGUGGUUUACUUUUUCUCCCUUCAGGCAUUUUACUGACUGCAUCAGAAAUUGCAAACUAGUUUUU
Pseudonaja textilis is the source of this 8922-nucleotide messenger RNA. It is a transcript of the gene LMTK1, whose product is annotated as lemur tail kinase 1. Gene Ontology annotation, biological process: brain development; peptidyl-tyrosine autophosphorylation. NCBI's taxonomy places the organism in Eukaryota, Metazoa, Chordata, Lepidosauria, Squamata, Elapidae. The record is from RefSeq and is a predicted model, not a curated record. Gene Ontology annotation, molecular function: protein tyrosine kinase activity; ATP binding.